UGAUCUUAGCUGCUCGCAAUGGGCUGUUGUAUUUUAUGCUUCUUGUGUUUUGUGGUAAUUUCUAUAGGCGGCUGUAUGCUGAUAAAUGCCAACGCAUUGCAGAGGAAUAAACGAUUUCUUAUUUUUCCUCGACAAGCGCCAACGCGUUACCAAUUUAUUGGCGGCAUUGGUAUACCAGCAGAUCUCGACUAUGAGUCGCUUACCGUUGGUCAUGUGUUGAAGGCCGAAUAUUGGCUGCCCUACAAUGCGACAGUUUUUCGAGAAAAUCCCUUUUGGCCAGAGUAUAGAAAUCCGUACAACGCUACAUUUCCCAUGUAUGAACAACAGCGACGAUCGACAAAAUCGACACUGCGUUGGAAUUUGUAUUCGUUAAUAGCGAAUCGACUGGAAAGCUUUGGCUACAAUGGUCUCGAAUGUGUGCUGAAAGCGAUUUGUGAAACGAGCUCGAUAGGCUUUCAACGGCAUCAUGACGUCUUUGCAAAACUUAUACAUAUCAUUCUGAGCCCGAGCACCUCUGCUGACAAAUCGACGGCGGAAAGUUCGCAUUACAAGCAGGCUGAGAAAAUUGGUAAAAUAACUGGUGAUUGUGACUUUUAUGAUUGUAAAAUCAGUCUGUUGAAUUUGAUAUCAAGAGUGCUCAAGAUCGAAACAUAAAUGUUAAUUAGACUAAGGAUUGUUUCUGCAUAAAGAUAAGCCUAAAGAUAUGUACCAUAUAACUACAAAUCGAAUGUACUUAUUGGGUACAUAUUUUCCCGCUUGUUUUUUUUUUUAUAAAAAUCCGCUGUCGAAUGAUUUUUGCUUUUCCGAAAUUAUAAAUUUAUGAAUUUGGGUGUUAAUUUUUUA
Rhagoletis zephyria (snowberry fruit fly) is the source of this 843-nucleotide messenger RNA. RefSeq lists its product as uncharacterized. The record is from RefSeq and is a predicted model, not a curated record. Lineage: Eukaryota; Metazoa; Arthropoda; Insecta; Diptera; Tephritidae.